This is a messenger RNA of Orussus abietinus, 1161 nucleotides long. RefSeq lists its product as uncharacterized. Lineage: Eukaryota; Metazoa; Arthropoda; Insecta; Hymenoptera; Orussidae. Bases 35 to 898 code for a protein of 287 amino acids. The record is from RefSeq and is a predicted model, not a curated record. The transcript is spliced from 5 exons.
UGGGUAAUUUCAAGUUUUUCGAGGUUUUUCACGUAUGCAUGUACAUACUGCAUUACGCAAACCACGCAAACCAAGUAGUUCACCGUACAAAACCAAUAAAUCACGUUUCCAAUAUGAAGGAUGGCGUAGACGUGCAAUAUGCGGCAUCACGAGAGUACAAAAUCGGGUGAAUAGUCUUAGUAAAUCAGAACAUUGCAGCUUCGAAGAUCGAAAAACGAGUAAUCAGAAAAUGUCAUCUAUGCAGCGUAUCAAAUCGUGGGAUGAAGAUGGUGGAAAAAGGAACCCAUUACACAACUUGCAUUUUGAUAAAGUUCGUCGUCGUGAAGUUUAUGCUACGUUAGAACCACCUGCUACAAAUACCAAAUUAACAGAAUAUCGUCGUAACGUGAAGCAGCAAACUCAACCUGAUUGCGAAUUAAAUGCACCAUCAAAAGUAUAUUCUAACAAAAUGAAGGUCUUUGCCGAUCAGCUGCCGACAUAUGAACUUCUUCCACAGUGGGAAACAAACAUCAGAAAUUUGAUACCUUCGUACUUGCAAAACUGCUUUCCUGAUCAUCUCCAAAAUCAGAUGAAUGAAAUCAAAUUGCGCUAUUGCCAAGCAAUGCAUACAUUUGGAGUUAACUGUAUUGCGGCUGUUCAAUACGGCUUUGAAAUACCGGUACUAUCUGAUCCUGCAUUUAAAUUUUUAGGACAUACCGAAUGGAGAGGGAAGUAUUUAAUGAAUCGUUGUAUUAUCUCAAAGAAAUUCUAUCUCCCUCACAAGUUAAUAAAAAAUAUACUUGCACAAGCUCAUACUUUGUUACCUGAGUUCAUAUGUGAUUUUCGUCAAUAUAGAUCGCAUGGAUAUCUCGAUUUGAACAGUGUUCGAUCAUUUGAAUCGACUUCAGCAUCGCUUUAAGGUGAUACGAAAGGGUCAGCCUAUACAGGGUGUAACAGAAUUGGUAGUCACGGUUUAUACAGCGCUAUCCUUGUUGAAAAAAGGAGUGUACUAUUUUUUUUUUACAGUGCGUAAGUUCACAAAAUAAUGCCCACUUUUGCUUACAUUAGAUGUAUGUAACCCCCUGAAUAUUACCAAUCGAUAGAUCGGCAUUUAAUUUUUCAUACGCCAUAUUUAUGUAACUAGAUUAUUGAACCUGAUAGAAGCCGAUAUAAAGAAAGGUG